CGCAAGGUCACAUGACUAGUCGCAAGAGAUCAUUCAGCGGUGUGCAGAAGCUUUUUUGGGAGAGGGGCGACGUUUGUGUGCACUGGUUGAAUCUAUUUAUAGUGUGAUCAAUACUGGAAAAUUUGGGAAUACAUCGGGACGACAAGCAAAAAACCGGGUAUACACUGAUGCGGCUCUGACAGGGAUGAAUUGUGCGACGAUGUCAUCCACGCUGGCCUUUCCACUUCCGAUUCGGGCUUCCCCAUGAUCAGCUCAUCUACCUAUGAAGAGGUAGCGCUCACUGAUAUAUUGAUGUUCAAGAUCUCUCGGAAACCAACCUGUGUGAUAAGGGGAGAAUUGAGGAUAACGGAACUAGAGAUAGGUCCACUGGGGCAUGAUGAUAAGCAGCAUCUUCAUCCUGUGAUAUAAGCUUGUCCUCUGCGGAGGAGGCGCAGGCUGGUGGGGGCAUGGCGACGGUGGAGGGUCGUCCGGCCCAGUAUGGGGUCACGCUGCAGCAGCUGCGGGAGCUCAUGGAGACCCGUGGCCAAGAGGCCAUCCAGCGGAUCCAAGAAGAGUACGGGGGCAUCCAGGACCUCUGCAGGAAGCUCUACACCUCACCCACUGAUGGGCUGAGCGGAUCUGCGGCGGACCUGGAGCACCGGCGGGCGACAUUUGGGGCCAAUUCGAUCCCGCCCAAGGCGCCCAAGACGUUCCUGCAGCUGGUAUGGGAGGCACUGCAGGACAUGACGCUCAUCAUCCUCCAGGUGGCCGCCUUUGUCUCCCUCGUGCUCGCCUUCAUCGAGCCUGAGGACAGCGAUGAGGGACAUGGCGGCAAGCCAAAGGAGCCCGGUGAAUCGGAAGCUGGGUGGAUAGAAGGUGUAGCUAUUCUAGUGUCUGUAGUAAUUGUGGUUCUAGUGACUGCAUUCAAUGACUACACAAAGGAGCGGCAGUUUCGUGGACUCCAAAACAGGAUAGAGCAAGAGCACAAGUUUGCUGUGAUUCGGGGUGGUGAAGUGAACCAGAUCGGCGUGACAGAAAUUGUGGUUGGUGACAUCUGCCAAGUCAAGUAUGGCGAUCUUCUGCCUGCGGAUGGAAUCAUUAUCCAGAGCAAUGACUUAAAAAUAGAUGAGAGUACACUAACGGGUGAAUCGGAUCACGUCAAAAAGGGAGAACACACAGACCCCAUGUUGUUCUCGGGCACACACGUCAUGGAAGGGAGCGGUAAAGUUUUGGUGUCUGCGGUCGGCGUCAACUCUCAGGCAGGCAUUAUCCUCACUUUGCUGGGAGCUGCCCACACAGAGAGCAAAGAGCAGAAGAAAAAGAAGAAGAAGAAAGACGCUAAGAAGGGUCAUAGAAAGAAGAAAGGGGAACCAGCAUGCUACGUCGAAGCUGGCGAAAAGGAGUUGUCGCCCCUCACCCAGCCUGACCCAAAUGUGGAUGAAGAAGUGGCCAUGUCUGGGAACUCGCACUUGGGCAACAUCACUGCCAACACUCACGUGGAACCUGCCCGCGCGGAUUCCAUUGUCGCCGCCAGCUCUCCAGCCGAAGACAGCAACCCCCGCAAAGAGAAGUCUGUGCUGCAGGCCAAGCUCACCAAGCUGGCCAUCCAGAUAGGAUAUGUUGGGUCAACGAUAGCAGUGUUGACGGUCCUUAUUCUGGUGGUGCGGCACCUGAUUGAGGUGUUUGUGGCGGAGGGUCGCCCCUGGAGAAGCAGUGACACGCAGCACAUCGUCAACUGCUUCAUCAUUGGUGUCACUGUUCUGGUGGUGGCCGUCCCUGAAGGUCUUCCAUUGGCUGUCACUCUCUCCCUCGCCUACUCUGUAAAGAAAAUGAUGAAAGAUAACAAUUUAGUACGUCACCUAGAUGCCUGUGAAACGAUGGGUAAUGCAACAGCAAUUUGCUCUGACAAAACUGGCACCUUGACAACCAACCGCAUGACUGUAGUGCAGAGCUACAUCUGUGGUGUUCAGUAUAAGCCAUCACCAAAAUAUGAAGCUCUUCCACCUUUUGUUGCUGACAAGAUACUGUAUGGCAUAUCAGUGAACAGUGCCUACACAUCUAGGGUUAUUCUUCCCGAGAAUCCGGGUGAACUUCCAAAGCAGGUGGGCAACAAGACAGAGUGCGCCCUGUUGGGCUUUGUGCUUGACCUUGGCAAGGAAUACCAGAGUGUGCGGGAUGACAUCCCCGAGGAAAUGCUGCACAAAGUUUACACCUUCAACUCGGUCCGAAAGUCGAUGAGUACUGUCAUCCCUCUCGAUGGUGGCCGAGGAUUCCGCGUCUACACCAAGGGUGCUUCUGAAAUCGUCCUGAAGAAGUGCAGCUACAUCUUUGGAUCUGGUGGUCAAGUGGAGAACUUUAGGCAAGAAGACCAGGAUCGCCUGGUGCGGACGGUCAUCGAGCCCAUGGCAUCCAAUGGGCUGCGAACCAUAUCCAUUGCCUACAAGGACUACAUCCUGACGGGGUCAAACACCAAGGCCAAUGAGGUAGCAGUCCCACAAGAGCCAGACUGGGAAGAUGAAGACAACAUUGUCAAGGACCUCACUUGUGUCUGCGUUGUGGGCAUUGAAGACCCUGUACGCCCUGAAGUCCCCGAGGCCAUUCGUAAGUGCCAGCGAGCGGGCAUCACCGUUCGCAUGGUGACUGGAGACAAUGUCAACACGGCGCGAUCUAUUGCGCUCAAGUGUGGCAUCAUCAAGCCAGGCGACGACUUCCUUGUUCUUGAAGGCAAGGAGUUCAACCGGCGAAUUCGAGAUUCUAGCGGCGAGAUCCAGCAACCACUGCUGGACAAGGUGUGGCCCCGCCUGCGGGUGCUGGCUCGAUCAUCCCCGCAGGACAAGUACAACCUGGUCAAGGGCAUUAUUGAAAGCAAAGUGCAUGACAACCGAGAGGUUGUCGCUGUCACGGGCGAUGGCACCAAUGAUGGGCCUGCCCUCAAGAAAGCCGAUGUGGGGUUCGCCAUGGGCAUUGCUGGCACAGAUGUGGCAAAGGAGGCCUCCGACAUCAUCCUGACUGACGACAAUUUCACCAGCAUUGUGAAGGCCGUCAUGUGGGGGCGGAAUGUCUACGACAGCAUUGCCAAGUUCCUUCAGUUCCAGCUCACUGUGAACACAGUGGCUGUCAUUGUUGCCUUUACGGGUGCCUGCGCCAUUAGGGACAGCCCCCUGAAGGCGGUGCAGAUGUUGUGGGUGAACCUAAUAAUGGACACCCUGGCAUCCCUGGCGCUAGCCACAGAGAUGCCCACAUCUAGUUUGUUGCUGCGUAAGCCCUACGGUCGCACCAAGCCGCUCAUCUCGCGCACCAUGAUGAAGAACAUCCUGGGUCAUGCCAUCUACCAGCUCACCGUCAUCUUCCUGCUGCUCUUCCUCGGCCCAGAGAUUUUCGACAUCGACCCUGGCAUGGGGGUGCGUCUCUCGGAGCACUUCACCAUCAUCUUCAACACGUUUGUCAUGAUGACCCUGUUCAACGAGGUUAAUGCCCGCAAGAUCCAUGGGGAACGCAAUAUUUUCGAGGGCCUCCUAACCAACCCCAUUUUCUAUAGCAUUCUGAUCAUCACUGCAGUUGCUCAGGUGAUAAUAGUGCAGUAUGGUAGUGUGUUUUUCCAAACGAAGGCCCUGUCCCUGGACCAGUGGCUGUGGUGUGUGUUCUUUGGUUGUGGCACACUGGUGUGGGGCCAGCUUGUGACCACCGUGCCGACCAAGCGCAUCCCCAAGACCUUCACCUGGGGAUCGGGAGCGCCGGAAGAGAUGAACGCCACAGCCUCGCUUGUCGAGGAUGGCAGCUCUGGCUCCCUCUCGCAGGAUGUCAAGCGCACAGGACAGAUCCUCUGGAUACGGGGACUCACCAGGCUGCAGACACAGGUGAUUGGAGGAGAGUUGCAGGAUCGAUUGAUUCCAGUUCCCUACAGCAAGAGUGCAACAGAUCAAGCUGCCUAUCAUUCUGAUGUUUUGGCGAAACAAAUCCGAGUAGUGAAUGCUUUCCGCAGUAACUUAGACGCUCGCAAUAAUCCUGCCUACCAGACCGCGCUCCUACGGAAGGCGUCGGCGGCCUCCCCAUCCGGAACGGGCACCGGCUUUGUGCGGUCUCAGCUGCACUCGCAACCGCACACGUCCACGUCGGCCGGUGCAGGCUUCACCUCACCCAAGGAAGAGGCAGCCGCCGCAGUGGCGGCACCUAGUGCCGCUGCCUCGUCGCUGCCGGGCCGGGAACCGCCGCAGCAGCAGCAGGCGUCGUCGCAUCCGGCUGGCACCAAGGAAGGCGACGCGACAUCCAAUCACAGUGUGGAAACUGCCGUGUGAAAGAAAAAAAGAAAACGAAAAAAAAUGGCCGCGAGAUCGACCCUUCUUCCUCCAUGCCCGUGUGUUUUUGGACGCGCACGCUACCACGUCGAUGAUGCCGCUUUUUCUCUCUCUCUGUCCCUUCUCUCUCACUUUGUCCCAAUUCCCGUUGAUCGCGUAUGGCACUGCAGCGCCGCUUCGAUUGUAACAUUGUGUGUGCGUGUGUCACCGAACCGUUCCUUUCACACCGCUGCUGCGCAUCCACUUUGACCGCGGGAAGAUUGAAUGCAUACAGCGCGUAUUCCUUCUCUCCCCCCUCCCCCCCAUUACUUCUACGCGCACCUGUCGGCUCGUGCCGAACUUGGCUUCGUCGGCCACAACAUUGAUUCUGUCACAUCUACAAGAGCAGCACCCUGUCUUGUAUGUGUAUGCGUGUAUGUGUGUCAGUGUCUAGGUCAGGCUUUUAUGCCAUUGAAUGAUGGCAGUUGAGACGUGCGACGGAGACAGAGCGAAAAGCCGAGAAAGACGUGGAAAAAUUCGCAGGCGAGUGUCUUCGGGACUCGCGCCUUCCAUUCGCUCUAUUUCCCCCGCUAUGUAGCUGUGCCCGUGGAAAAGUACAGUUUCUCGUUUUCCUCCUUUCGGGUCUUUAUUUUUUCUUUUUUGCCCCUUUACAUAGCUCAAAGUUUGUCGUGAUUUCGGUUAUGAACCGAUGUGCAAGUAGUGUUGGUGACAUGGGUGGAGGCACUAGUUCAGUCACUGAGUGGUUGUUGACGAAUUGUUGGCUCACGGGGCUGAGCAGUCGCGGAUGAGUUGGGGCAGGUUGCUGGUAUCCUCGCUGUGCCCGUAUGUUGCCCUGUCAAUCAAAGCAGAAGUUGCUCGAUAUUAUUGUUGACAAACGAAAACUGAUGGAGUGGAAAUGUUUGCUGUGUGUGUGAGCUUUAAAUGCUAGCAGAAGUGUCACUGUGACCAGGUUGCCUGAGAGAUAUGUCCGUUAAGUUUGUGCAUAUUUUAAUGCCGGGCAGGGAGAGGGACAUUAAUGAACGUGCUCGAGACCCACUACAAUAUGUGCGAGUGAGCUCCUUUUUUUAGUUCAUUUUCCUUAUGCACAGGUUAGUAUUUUUUCACCUGCUUAUCCGUCUACAAUGUGUUAGUAAAGUGCUUUAAAUAGUUCUGCUUUUGCCCCUUGCAUUUCUUUACUCCCAUUUCUUUCGUUUGCAAAUCAGAUUGUGACAGAGGACUUGUCGUACAACAUGAUUGUUAGUUACUUCACAGUGCUUGCUGAAUUGUAUGUUAGUCGUAUACAAAUAUAAAUAUUAUACAGAUUAUAUAAAUAUAUAUAUAUAUAUAUAUAUAAAUAUAUGACGAGCAUUUAUUUUAGCAUUACAUUGCAAUGCCGAGAGUAAGUAGGGGUAAGAGAGGGAGAAGGUGGGUGCGCAGUUUCACGCAAAACAAAUACUAGUAGCAAAGUUUUUCAGUACUCCGCCGGAGCUGGUGGUAGCAGCGAAACACAUGGUAGCGGCCGCGCAGGUUUAAACAAAAAAAAAUGGCUCAAGCUGUCUCCGCCUGGCCUUCGUGCGAGCAGCUUUUGUUGGGCUUGAUAGAUAUGCAUGUUGACGCUGUUGUUCCUUGUUAUUGAGAGACACAUGCCAUGCAUCUCCCCCCCCCCCUUUUUUUUUCCUCCUCCAACCUCCAGAACCUUGUGAAGGUCCCGCAAUCGCCCGCCUUGACAGAGGUCAUAUUUACAGUGUCUGUCGCCAUUAACUGCACCAAUCUCUUGUCUCUGAUGAUGAAUGCGUGCGUGAGUGUUUGUGUACGUGCACGUAGAACUGCGUCUACCCCGUGAGAAAGUAGCAUACGGAGGCGGCAACGCGUACAAAGACGAGGGGAGAAAACGAAAAGAGGAAAAAAAUGUUGCAACUGUGUAAAUGUUUGCGCCCAGCGUCCCGCGUCACUCUUGCCUUACAUGACCUCGCGUGUCACGUGGCUUUCGCAGCCGAUGCUGCGAGGAGAGCCCGUGACUUCUCCGCACCUUUUCCUGUAACCGCCUCCUUUCUUGUUACCACAUUAUUCCGAAUCCUUGAGAGAGAAUAACACCUCUAACUUCCUUCACCCAGUAUGGAGAGAUUCCAGUUUUCUUGGUGUUAAAAAAAAAGAAAAAAAACUAAUGCAAGGUGUGAAAGGUUGCCGCUGAGAAGAAAAAAAAAAGUGCUUCGUGAACAUACCAACUUCCUUUCCUUUUUUCUUUUCCUUACAUAUAUCUAUGGCAUAUACAUAUAUACAUAUAUAUAUAUAUAUAAAUAUACAUAUACGAUAUAAAUAUACGGAGAGAUAUACAUGCCUAACCUUCCUGACCUAGCCUGCUCUCUAUAACAAAAAAAAAGUGUCUCCUUUGUCACUUCGAGGUAAAUCAAUUUGGUCGGCAACGCUGGCGCCAGCUCUGCACUUGUACAACGAAUACGACGGGCUUUUUCUCACGUCGAAGAGUGUCAGUGAAGAAGAAAAAAAAAAGAUGCUUUUUUUUAAUUCUUCACAGAAUGCAUGGUUCAGUUUUUCGUAUUUUGAAUGCUCGUUUACCUUUCUGAUUUUCUUCCCCUUUGUGUGUUUCCUUGUACUUUUGUCACAGUUCCUUUUCAUUUCGUUGCGCGUCCUGCCAAAGACAAAAGCCGAAGAAAGCGAAACUAGUGGAGUGACCUGCUGGACGUCGCAGGCAGACGACAUCGAGAUAAGUCUCCCGCUGCACGAAUUGGAAAAUGGGGAGGAUUGUGAUGGACGAAAUUUGCGUAUUUUGUUCUUUCGCUGGGCGUUCUGUGUUAAAGCGAGAGCGUGGUGCCUGACAUGACUCAGUUUCCUGACAUUCAGCCCUUGGUUACGAUGUUUCAGCGGAAUCACCAUCGUUUCGCGGCGCAAAUGAGAGGAGUGUAGUUUCAUACUCAAUACCGCUCUGCCUCCUUGACCCUCCCUCAUGUUCCUCACCUUUUUUUCCUUUUUCCCUUUCCCUAAAACGCAGUGCGUGCCCUUUUUGGCUGCGCUAUCGAAACGUACCGGACUGUAGGGCUGCUAUCAGUUUACUAGCUACGCAACUGACGCAAAGCAACAAAAUUGUCUCGUACUGCAAAUUAACAGCAGCCCCUCCGCCUUGCUUAGUAACUGAGAAAGUUGCCUCUGCAUACUGCGUCCAUGCCUGCAAGUCCUUUUUUUUUUCUUCCCCUUUUUUGAAUGAGCGUCGUGUAGUUUUGUUUAUACCUUUAUUUCUGGUUUUUUACGUUCGCCUAGCAAUAUUUUCGCUGCCGCUCGGGAAUGCCACAACCCACGAAAGCUCUCAAAGACCCCCCCCAGACACUCGUUCGCUCAACCAGGACUCUCCAUUAUACAACCAUCUAGCGGCCGGUGCAAAGAUCACAGAUACGAACUGUACACCUACAGGGGCGUAAUCUCGUCACAUUUCACACUUAAGAGGUGUAUUCAUCGCCGCAAUUCUCACGAACAUUUCCCUUUUUUUCUGCACCCCGGCCUCCUGAGAGAACGGUGAACGUGCGUAACGUUGCUGACAGGAACGUUGCCGGCACGCAGCAAACGGAAUAAAAUGGCCGCAGGAGUUGCGAUGAUGAUCGUUGUUAGACGAUGGUACAGCCUUCGUCAAAAGUUCGGAAGCCGAUCGCCCCGUGACAGGAACUGUCGUCGGGCCGCGCGUAGAGUUCGCUGAAGGACUGUCGUCUGCAGCAAGAUUGCAGCAGAUGUCGAGAGGAGCAGCGCUUGUCAGUCUCCUGAGCUUGGGAGCGGCAGGCGUGCCCCUUCGCACCAGUGCCCGGUGGCAGGUCCUGUCGCCCGCGGAGAGGCUUCUUUUCGCUUUCGACUAAUGCUGUGUGCCUUGGAAGGAGUCCGGUUUUCAUUAGUGCAUUUCCGAGCGCACCGCUGCGUACGCCUCGCGUCGAACCUCGUUUCGACGCUCGCUGUGUCGCCCUUUCGUACGCCGCUCGUUGACCUCGCGCGGGCAUUCCGCUCGGCCUGUCGGUUUCAUCUAUACAUAUAUGCAUCUUGCUUUCCUCAUUAGCAGGUUCGAGACGCAGAGCGCGUCUUCGCCAAUAGUACUCGCCACUCCGUCGCUGGAGUUCGAAAUGAGAGAGCGCAGAGAACUCGCGUUCGUUUUCCGCACGAGCUUAGGCUGCUGAAAAAAAAAAAAGAUAUAUCGAAGCACGGCGGCUUGCGGAGUUAUACUCACGACGAGGGCAGGGCCAAUGAUCGGCAACGGGGGAGAGAUCCAGGCAAGCAACUGUGAGGGCCAGAGGAGUUCGAAAACAUCCCUGUUGCGGUUGUCCGUCGCGCAGAGUUUGUUGUAACAUAGUCAUUUCAUGCGAGUGGACCCUAACCACAGUACGAUCUAACGGUUUGGUGCAUUCUCUUGGGAAGCAGCGAGGUGAUAGAAGAUUCGCUUGCGACGACUCUGCAGUGGGCUUCUCGUUGUUACGCACCUCUCGACUUCGUGGGCGGCGAUAAGCUCUCGCUCGGCCCCGAGCGUUCGUGCCCCCCCCCCCCCCUUUUUUUUUUCCAGUGUGAACCACACUUGUCUAGAAUGGUCGAGUGGGCGGCUGCAGAAAGCGUGAGCGCCCACAGCAGCUACCCAGUGGUAGUUGCUGGUUUGCGGAUCUGUUUUAUAGCUCGUGGACCGAGCAUGUGGUGGCAUGACCACGUGUAGUCCUACUCGCGGCGUCCAAUUGGUCUGAUGGAUCACUCUAGACAAGCGUGAUUCGCGCUGCACUUGGCGAGAGCGAGUUGCUGAACGCCUUCUUUAGCUGCUGAAUUGGGCGAAAGGAUCGAACGGGGAGGGCUAGCUCGCGUUCAAAACCGAGUUUCGAUCGCUUAGUCUGGACAUCUGUCUUCCGUCGACUCUGUUUCUCACACGAACUUUGCGUUUUCGGCUCGCACAGCUAAUACACGCUCACACACUUUCCGGCCACGGCGAUGUUACGAAGCCUUUGGUCGGAAACGCCAGCUACCCGGCGUUUUGAGCGUUUUGUUUCUCGCGUUUACACCUUCGGGUGUUCUGUCACUUGUUUUGCUUGCGUGUACCUUUCGGCCGCGCUCUCUUUCUUUUUCUUUUUUUUUCAAAAUCGUCGCUUGGCCAUUUCGUGGCUUGCACGCAGUAGCGGACAUUGUGUGUUUUUGCACGCGUUGUCCCCCCACCUCCUCUCCCUUCCUUUGUUUGCUCCGUACUGCUUCGAAGAAGCCCGUAGAAACGCUAUCGCGCGUUGCCGGCUUGGCGCCGAGACGGGAGGAAGUGCUGCUCGCGAUCUGUGGUGUGAGCGUCUGACUUGACAGGCGGAGCUGAUAUGUGCGUGGGACGUGUCUUCGACGACGCCUCGGCCGCUCACCAGCUGCGGGGUUUUCGAGUUUCGAGGAACGGCGAGGCCCCUUCGGGCUGGGAUGCUUUUACCGUUAAAUAGCCUUGCCACAUACACACACACCGUGUAACUAUGCGUAAACUAACGUUAUUAUUGCCAGUUGUUGACUGUUAUGAUCGCGCCAGUUUGGUUUCUUGUUUGGCUGUUAUCUUCAUUUUCUAACACCACCACCCCCUCCCUUCCGUUUUUUCUGUUUUCUUUUCCUCCUUUUUCUUCGAUCUCGUUUUAGGAAUCAAGCUAUCCGUAGCUUGCCUUCACGCAGGGCUUCUGCCCGCGGCGUGGGAUGGUCUAAGAUAUCACUAAAGCUAUAUCUAGCAACUGUAGGCUUCUUCGAUGGUCACGAUACCAUUCUAGGGCCCAUUUGAACUUUUUAAAUGCUACACACAGUUGUGGUGUUAGAAGCUAGGUGUAUUUCGCCUUUUAAGUGUCUGGCGUCCAUGGUGGUCAAGUUGGAAAGUCUGGGUGAAUAUUUUGUUUUUUUAAUGGUAGAACUCACGACUGCAAUCAUCUGCAAAGCAAACUCGUGUCACUCCUCCUCCUGUUAGACCUCGUAUUAUUUUUCCUUUCACAUCGCGAGAGUUCUGUGCACCGAUCUGCCUGCUGCGUGCUUGUGGUGACCAUCUUGCGCGUCAACGUUCAUUUCUUCAAAAUUGUCAUAGCUUUUGCGUGCCUCUUGUUCAAACGUUGCAUUGCUUUCCUCUUUGAGCACAUCAUGAAGUGAAUGUUCUAGAAAUAAAAAAAAAAACGCGAAAACCUUGAAAAAAUAUGUAUAACACCUAGUGAGACGUAAAAAAAUCUGUGUGUUAAUUAUACUGAAUGCAUGCCCGCACUUGUUUUCAGGGGUAAUUUAUGCAACAACUUAUCAGUGGUACGUCGCGGCAAGUGCUUUGCAUUUGAAACAUUCUGCAUCAUAAUGACCGUUCAAUGCCAUUGUAAAUGAAUCAUCAACUUCAUCUUCUGUUGCGAAAUAAAGUUACCCAGCUCUUGUC
This is a messenger RNA of Dermacentor albipictus, 10641 nucleotides long. RefSeq names its product plasma membrane calcium-transporting ATPase 3 (gene PMCA). NCBI's taxonomy places the organism in Eukaryota, Metazoa, Arthropoda, Arachnida, Ixodida, Ixodidae. Gene Ontology annotation, cellular component: plasma membrane; intracellular membrane-bounded organelle. Gene Ontology annotation, molecular function: ATP binding; P-type calcium transporter activity; ATP hydrolysis activity. The record is from RefSeq and is a predicted model, not a curated record. Gene Ontology annotation, biological process: calcium ion transmembrane transport; regulation of cytosolic calcium ion concentration.